Ramularia collo-cygni is the source of this 717-nucleotide messenger RNA. RefSeq lists its product as uncharacterized. The record is from RefSeq and is a predicted model, not a curated record. Bases 1 to 717 code for a protein of 238 amino acids. The transcript is spliced from 2 exons. NCBI's taxonomy places the organism in Eukaryota, Fungi, Ascomycota, Dothideomycetes, Mycosphaerellales, Mycosphaerellaceae.
AUGAAACUCCUCCCUCUCCUCUCCCUAGCUACAGCAGCAGCAGCAACCAAAACCAAAACCACAACUCCAACAACCUCAUCAACCCCCACCCCUCCUCCAAAAUCCUGGUCCAACUUCGAAAUCACCUCCCUAAAAACCCACCAACCAAACGGCGACCCCUCCCUCCCCUCCGACUGCGCCAACUUCUCCGACCAACAAGGCUGCUACAUCAUCUCCUUUGACCUCCUUCGUCCAACCGAUAACCCUCUCCUCCCAGACCCACAAACAGCUUUUUGCGUCGCGACCUGGGCCGAUAACAAUCCCGCGAAUUGCCAUCUCACCUACGAGGGAUGUGAUGUCCCGUUUGCUGUGAAUUCCCCGACGUGUUGGACGAGGUGUUGGCAGGAUCGAAGACAGGAAUUUGAUCGGUUGAGUGGGUUUUUGUUUCGUUUGGGGAAGGGGUUUCAGGUUGGGGAGUUUGUUGUUGAGGUGCAGGGGGUUUCUUAUGAUCAAUUCGCCUCCGCGACAUUUCUAUAUUCGGCUUCGUAUACGAUUAGUAAUUCCUCGGCCGAGGAACUCGUGUGUGAGAUUGAUGGGUCAGGAGGAGCAGGGAGUUAUAGUGGGAUUCCUGGACUACAUGCUGGAGGGGAUUGUGCGAUGCCGGAGGGAAGUAAAGGGAUUUCUCUCGCGGUGGAGUCUACRACGGAUCAGUAUUUGGGGGGGUAUUGUACUAGAUAA